This is a messenger RNA of Boleophthalmus pectinirostris (great blue-spotted mudskipper), 1229 nucleotides long. Its product is annotated as NACHT, LRR and PYD domains-containing protein 3-like. The record is from RefSeq and is a predicted model, not a curated record. The transcript has 6 exons. NCBI's taxonomy places the organism in Eukaryota, Metazoa, Chordata, Actinopteri, Gobiiformes, Gobiidae. The coding region runs from base 78 to 1091 and encodes 337 amino acids.
CAUGACUCCAGGUGGAACUGGUCCAACAGGUGACAGAGUGAAAAUAUCUGGAGACGACGCUGACAAACUCCUACAACAUGGACCCACCUGGACCUGGACCCGGGUCUAAACCCAGACCUGAACCUGCUCCCAGCUCUGUGUCUCUGAAAAGUGACCAGUCCAAACACUAUCCUCCAGAGUUUAAAGAAGCUCCUCCUGAAGAUCAGAGCUCCUACAACAUGGACCCACCUGGACCUGGACCUGGGUCUAAACCCAGACCUGAACCUGCUCCCAGCUCUGUGUCUCUGAAAAGUGAUGAGUCCAGAAACCUUCCUCCUGUAUUUAAAGAAGCUCCUCCUGAAGACCAGAGGGAGCCAGGCCCAAAGGAGCAGCUGGACGCCAUAUUCAGGCGUCUGGAGGAGGACGUCCUGACUUUUGUCAAAGAGCAGCUGCAGAGGCUCCACAGGCUCCUGGCCUCAGAUUACCCAGAAUGCUCUGAGAGUGAGGAGGAGGAGCAGAGCAGCAGAGAGGUUCUGAACAUCACCCUGGACUUCCUGAGGAGGAUGGACCAGGAGCAGCUGGCCCAGCGCCUGCAGAACAGCGAUCCUGUUGGAGUGUGCAGAGGGAAACUGAAGUCUGAUCUACAGCAGAAGUUCAGUCGUGUGUUUGAGGGCGUGGCUAAAGCAGGAGACUCAGCCCCCCUGACCCAGAUCUACACAGAGCUCUACAUCACAGAGGGCGGAGCCUCAGAGGUCAACCAGGAACAUGAGGUCAGACUCAUGGAGACGGCGUCCAGGAGACCGGCCGCUCCAGAGACCAUCACAUGUGAAGAGCUCUUUAAGCCCCGCCCACAUUCACCACAGCCAAUCAGACUUGUGCUGACGAAGGGCGUGGCUGGCGUGGGGAAAACGGUGCUGACCCAGAAGUUCAGUCUGGACUGGGCUGAAGGCCGGGCCCACCAGGACCUCCAGCUGCUGUUCCCGUUCACUUUCAGAGAGCUCAAUGUGCUCAGAGACACACAGUUCAGCCUGGUGGAGCUGCUGCACCACUUCUUCAGUCCAUCCAAACAUCUCUGCAGCUUCCAACAGCUUCCAGGUGCUCUUCAUCUUUGACGGUCUGGACGAGUGCAGACUUCCUCUGGACUUCAGCCGAACCCGAGUCCUGAGCGACCCCACAGAGUCCACCUCAGUGCACGUGCUGCUGGUGAACCUCAUCAGGGGGAGCCUGCUUCCCUCCGCUCUCCUCUGGAU